UACGAAGCCGACUCGGCUGGAACCGCCUUUCAGAGAGCCUUAUCCAAUCACAGAGCGCGAAAUCUGCGUUGGGUGGGGAAGCGGGGCGUUCAUGAAUAAUAAGUACUUUCGGGCCGUCGACGAAGUGACAGUGCGGAUUGGCGCAUGCGCAGUCGUAGUCGGUGCUUGUGUUCCCCCCCCUUUUUUUCCUCACGAGCCCCCUCGGCCCCCUUCGUUGUUUGUUUGCUUCAUCCACCCCUCUGGGCUCUCAAGGGGGUUUUUCGGCCUUCGCCCGUCGAUCCCUAACCGCGAAUAGCAUGACCACCCGUACCGCGCCUCAGGAGGUAGCAGUGGCGGCGGCCGUCGCGGGAGCCGCGCAGCAGGAGCGGGGCCUGGCGGGCGCUUUCCCCUUGGUGCUGAAGAAGCUGAUGGAGAAUCCGCCGCGGGACGCGCGCCUUGAUAAAGAGAAGAAAGAAAAGCUUGAGGAAGAUGAAGCAACAGCUACUGGUACAAUGGCUGUCUCUGCCUCCCUUAUGCCUCCCAUCUGGGACAAAACUAUUCCUUAUGAUGGGGAGUCUUUCCAUUUGGAGUACAUGGAUCUUGAUGAGUUCCUCUUGGAGAAUGGAAUCCCUUCCAGUCCAAAUCACCUGGAUUUGAAUCAGAAUCCACUCCUACCUGUAGCUGAACUGGAAGGAAAAGAACCUGCCAGUUCUUCUGCAUCUACCACACCAUCCCAGUCAUCCUCAGUGGUUUUCCAACCAUCAGAAACUGCCACAAGUGCAGAAUCUUCACCAGAUAAUGAGAGGUUGACUCCCAGCCCCAUUGAUCCAGACUGUGUUGAGGUUGAUGUGAAUUUCAACCCUGACCCUGCUGAUUUAGUGCUGUCCAGUGUGCCAGGAGGUGAGCUGUUCAAUCCAAGAAAGCACAAGUUUGCUGAAGAGGACCUGAAACCACAGCCCAUGAUUAAAAAAGCCAAGAAAGUCUUUGUCCCAGAAGAUCAAAAGGAUGAAAAAUAUUGGACCAGGAGGAAGAAGAACAAUGUGGCAGCCAAGCGAUCUCGUGAUGCUCGGCGUCUGAAAGAAAAUCAGAUCACAAUCCGAGCUGCCUUUCUGGAGAAGGAAAAUACAGCUUUGAGGACCGAGGUGGCAGAACUGCGGAAGGAAGUGGGAAAAUGCAAGAACAUUGUCUCUAAAUAUGAGAGCAGAUAUGGACCCUUUGACUUAUCCGAUUCCGAGUGAUGCAACUUUAAAGACUCUUAAAAUCACAAAGAAACUAGAAACUACACAUGAAAACACCUGCUGUCAGAGGGAACAAUGAAAGAUGUGAGGUAUUCUACACAAACAACUGAUGUCCCUGCUUCCCUGCAAGUACCUCAACUGAACUGCCUAAAAGCUGAGCAUGAUGUAAAGGCUAAGGUCUUUAAUGCUACACUUUCUUUGUACUGCUCUUUUUCCUUGUUAACCAUAGUCCACAGUAUCCUUAUUAACUCUCCUCAGCUACACAUGGUGUAGUUGUGCUUAAGUACCAGUUGAAGCAGUUUAUAGGAUGAUACUUAGAUGGAAGAAAGGGAUUGGUAUUAAGUGAAAAUUGCUUAAACUGUUAUAUGUUAAGAAUCUUCUGUUUUGUUUUUCCCCUUCAUCUGUUCUGUGCUUUGGAACAGAUGCUCAGAUUGCAACUAAAUCCUGUUCAGCAAUUGUAUUUUGUGCUGUUGAAAUAGAAAUAGCAUGUGUAGAAAAUAGACUACAAAGAAAUAUGUUUUGAUAUAAAAUACUAUCAGCAUAUGAGAGAAAUAAAAGUAACAGGGAAUAUUAAGCUCCAAGAUGCUGUUUAUCUUAUUAAAUACUAGCAAGCAAGCUUAUUAUUUUCUCAGCUGAUAAAGCUGAUAGAUACUAAGCUUCUAAAGUUAGCACUUUUCUUCAGUUUACAACCUCUGACAUUACUAUUGUAGAACUAACAUGAUGGCACAGUAAUGUCUAAUCUUUAUAGUAAUCAUAUUUCUAAUUUUUUAUUUUCAUAAACAUAUUUUUAACUACAGAUGUAUAAUGGGAAACAGGGAUUUAUAAUAACAGGGCAGGGCUUGCAAUAUCUAAAUUCUUUGCAUCACUGAAAGAAACAGCAUUAAUUUCUGUGGCGUUUCCCAUCAAAAUAAGGGGCACAGUCUGGUUUUCUCAAGUGCAUAGAGUUAUAUUACUUCCCCCCCCUCUUAAUUGAAUACAUAAUUUGGGACAAAAUUACUGCAACUUUUGUAUAAUUUCCUCCAUUUUUUCUAUGUGAAGAGGUUUUUAAAAUUCUGACUGCUUAAAGUAAUACUCGGCUUCAAAUUUACUAAGCUGAACUAUCAGACACAGCAUGAUGAAAUGCUUUCAAAUAAAUGCAUACAGUAUGAAGAGAACCAAGGUUACAGAUAAGCUAUCUAGGUAGCAAUGAGGAAUAUUAAAAAAAGGAUUUCAACUUUGUUAAACAUGAUCUUAAGAUGCAUUUAUUUUGCACCUUAUUUGUGUCAAAAUAAUAAUACGUUUACUAAUAAUUAUGUCUACUAAUGUGGAGCAUCUUAUUAAUCAAAUAUGAAGAAUGCUAGAGUUUGUGUCUCAUAUUUCUGAAGUGUGUAUGAGGAAAAGGAAGGCAAGUGGAAGGAACACAGUCAGACACAUUUUUUCCAGAUAAUUAGUAAAAUUCUUUCUAAAAUUGAAUAGAACUUCCAUUAAUUUUCCUACGUUCUUGGUGGUUGUGUCAGCAACCUUCUAUCAGUUGACUCGGAUGGUAUAGGUAUAAUCAGCUUAACAGUAUGUUAGUUUCAGGUCCAAGAGCUUAACUGACAAGAAAAACUCAACAAAACUUUGCUGGUUGAUCAUAUUUUAGAAAAGUCUGCUGUUUUCAAGAGGUAACCCAAAAGGGGGGGGGGGAGGAAGAACUCACUCUUUAAGUAGAUUUUAAUAGUUCUUAAUAGCCAGUAUAGUAUGCAUAAUUUUAGAAACUUCUUGACUGUGGACUGUUAAAGUCUCUAACAUCUUAGAGUGUUAACAUAACAAUUAAACACAUCUGAAAAAAAUUGGUAUGCCAGACUUUUAGUAUUAGUCUAAAGGCCACAGUGCACAUUCUUACAAUGUGCAUUUAGAGCCAGAUUACCAGUGCUUGUAUUUACUAUAUUAUAAAUACAGUUUAUAAGGACUUUUUAUGUGUUAGUGGUUAAUCUCAAAGUUCUGAACCAAUUUUUGCAGUUGAACAACAUUAUAAAAUGAAGUAUGUUCCUGUGACACAAUGCUGUAAUGGCAGCAAUGCUAAAAUAUUAUUAGUUUUACUAUGUAUAUUUUUGUCACUGAAAAAUCUACAAUAGUAGUGAUAUUACUUGUGGUGUGUCAAUAUAAAACUUUAAGCAGUGUAACAUAUUAAGAUACUACUUAUGAAAUAAUUGGAAUUGCAUGUAAAUUGCCACAUUUCAUUUUUAUAAGAUAGUCACUUGGCAACUCAUGUUAUAUUGGCUGCAAAAGAGUACAAAGGUUGUCUGUAAGUUACUUUUUGUGUAGAAAUUUGGCAUUACUCUCCAAAUGUAGUAGAUCUAAUCUUUAAUUUUUCUUAGCCCAAAAUAAGCAAUACGUGGAAUUAGUCAUGUUUCUUUAUGGGCAUCUAAGGUUGUAAUCCUAUACCCUUUUAUUGGGAAAUGUCUCAUAUAACUUAGUUGGACUUACUUUUGAACAGUUAUGCAUAGGAUUGCUCUUAAAAGUCAUUAUUUGUUUGCUGUAAGAGGUGGCUAUAAAUAAUGAGCAUAACUGGACCUAUCAGUUUUUUCCUUCUUCAAUAACAAAUUUAUGGUGACAACAGUAAUGAAAAAAUACAGUCAUAGGAUAACAACUUCCACAUUUAUUCUGAUUAUUGCUGAAAACUUCUAUACACAAGCAGAUAAAACUUCCAUACAGUAGCAAACGUGAUGUAGGAGUCUUGACCUAAAUAGCAGUCUCUUGGUAAAAUAAAGAGUGACAUAUCCAAACUAAGUGAACCUUAUUCAUAGAUGAAGCAAUUUACUUUAAAAAUAUUAGGACCUACUCCUAGUAUUCACAGAUAAUUCAUUUGACUUGCAUUAUUAACCUCUAUUUGGCUGAUUUUGAAUUACAUAAUAUUCAUGUGACGUUUCUGCUUACAGCUGGAGCAAUGACCUUGGUUAAUGGAACACUUUAUAGCUCUUGUGAACUCUGUGCAGGCUUCCUGUAAAAUUUUGGUGGACUUUUCUCACAUUACUUGUAUCAUUAAUUCAAGAAGUAAUGGAGACUUAAUGCUGUAGAUACUCAAGCUUUUAUAAAUUUUGUUAUUAAGUGUAUUAAUCUUGGGUUUUGGCUUUAUAUUAACUGUCAAAAUUCCCAUCGUCUUCAUGAGUGCUUCUUUAAACAUUUUAAUUGAUAUUUUCCCAUACCUUUUCUGUGCUGUAUUGCCUGCAGUAACCCAAGUAUACUAGUAAUAGAAGUGACUUAGUAAGUGGGGAGUUCUGUUAAAUGUCAAGGGAAUGUCUAGUGAAAGAGAAACAGCAAUCAGAGCUUAAAGGAAUAUUGAAAAACGUUUUUGAGCAAAUAUAUUAGGAGUAUCAGACGUAUCAGAAUCUGCAUAGUAAUAGUUUCUGGUUUUGUUUUUGUUUUUGUUUUUACAAAAUUCCUGAAUACUUGGACCAUAAGCUCUUGGUCAGAAGCUUUUCUUCCCUCCAUUGCCUUCAAACAGCUUGAGGGUAUCCUUGAUUUGCCCACAAAAGCUGACUGUAUAAAACUGCAUUGAUCCACUAUAAUUUUCAGUAACAAAAUGUUGCAGUUCUCAAACUUAUCUGUAAAAAGAGAUGAUACAGUUAGUUCUGUAAACACUCAUUUCGUAGAGAAACAGGUAUCCUGAAUGCAUACUUCAGCUAAAUAGUUGUUUCACAUCUCUGUAUACAGUCAAUAUAAAUGCAUAUUUUUAUAUUUGUAGUGAGGUAAAAAUGUGUUCACAAAAUACAUGUGUACUGUAAAGCCACUUUAAAAAGAUUAUGUCCUGCUCUUAUGUGGAGCUCCUGAUGUCUCCCAGCCAAAGGAUUGGUUGGGUAUUUAAUUCCAGUGCCCCUUCUUUCUUUUCAAUAAUGCAAACAGAUCAUUCAUUCAAAAUUUUGUUUAAUACUCUGGCCUUCCUAAAGUAAUUUAUGGAAGGGGUACAAGACUAAUAGUUGAGCAACCAUUUGCUGGUAUGUAUGUCCCAUUUAAGCUGAGUAGCAGGAAUGAAUUCAGGUUCAUUCUAUAGCUGAAAUACAUCCCUUUCCGUAUUACAUUGGUCUUCUCCACAUUUGUUACAGAAAUGUAAGUGAAUGUAAUUGUAUUUUUUUGCAAUAUAAAUAUGUUGAGUGCCUCCUCCCUUUAGCUUUGCAUUAUACGUAUGUAUCUAGUGCAGAUUUAUAGGUCUUUAUGCUGUCACAGCUGCAAGGAAGUGAUGACAAAUAAUUUACAAAGAACAAUAAAACAGGGAGAUAAGACAUUACCCUAAUCCUAGAGACAUUUCAUUGUGAACACUUGGACCUUAAUUCUGUUGAUUUGAGCUGAUUCAUAAUGAAAUAGCUUUUGAUGUGAAAGCUUGUCACUUUGUCCGUAUUUCUGGACUGCAGGUAAAAUCUAAUGGCAGUGAAUAAAAAGCAAGGUUGUGAAGAAUAGUUCUAUUUUCAGAGAUUUAAUAUAUUUCCCCCUUGCUCUAGUCCUUUAGUAGCAUGUUCUUGCUUGAGGUUCUAGCAAUGCUUUCACGUGAACCUUGUCUGAAUUUAUAAACUAGAUAAACUCCUAGAUUGAAGCUAAGGGAAAGUGGCUGCUCAGCUGUUUCUCAGCUGGAGUAACAAUUGAGAGGUUUUGGUGCAUCAGCUGAGAGAGUAGUAAAUUCCAAAGUAGCAGAAAUGUUUUGUUUGUACAUUUGUGUCUACAGCAUGGCUAUUAACAUGAUUAUUGGAAUAGUGGCCAGAAUUGUAUUGGGGAAAAAUGUCAUGUACAGUAUAAGGCUAGCCACAGAAUGUCUUGCUAGCUGUUUGUUCUGCCAGCCUGCUUCACUGACUGGAGGAAGCUGAGGAGUGCGACAGCUGACAGUGCAGGUGGGAUCACACUGUGGAGGACCAACAGGAUUCUGGCCACUGUAUUCUGUAUUACAAAAUAUCACUGUAUUUUGUAUUACAAAAUAUGUAAAUACACUUUAAUAUUAAUACUAAUCUCAGUUCUUAUGGAGUAAAAAGUGCUUCGACCUGUAACCUCUGCAAACUUGUUUAAAAUCAUUUAACGUAGCAAUGGCUUGAGGAUUUUUUCCCUAAGAAAACUGCAGAAGUUAAACAAAAUUCAAUUGCUGUUGUGGAGUUUUGGUUUGUUACAAAGCAUUUAAUAAAUUACAAAAGCAGAGAAAACAAGAAUUGGCAUGGAAGAUACUUUCAUUAGUUCAUUUGUAACAUUACUCAGUCUUAUUGGGGUCAGAUGUGCCUACCAGGUAUUAGUCCUUACAUUACACUAACUCCUGUUGACACACGGUGAUGACUUCAGAAACACAAACUCCUUUGUAUUUUGUCUUAAUUAGGUGCUUUUUGGAACCUUCAUCUGUACGUAGUGAAUUGUCACUUGUUGUUUCUGAAAUUAGAUUUAUAACAUUAUAGCUGUAAAAAACAGCUUUCUCAUUUGUGAUGCAAGCAUAUUCUCUGUACGUAUCUAUGAAAGGCUUCAAUAAAUGGGAAUUUUGUCUGACUUUUGCAGCAUGAUACUUACAUUUCUUUUAAAACUUCAUCAACCAGCUAAAUGGUUUGAAGUACAGGAUCUAACAUGAUUGAUUAGGAAAUAAUAUUUGCCCUUCUACACUGAAAUCUUGUAUGUACUAUGCUUUUCUUGGUAUUUCUCCUGCUAAAUAACAUUACUUUUUGCUUAUACAACUCCACUGUCAUUGACAUGGCACUGAAAUAGCAACAGAAAAAAUGCUUUAAAAAUAGAUUAAUAGUGAAGUUCCUUUAAAAAGAUUUCCAAAUAAUUGCAUACCUAUAGUGUAGGUACAUCUGACAUGUGCAGGCUGAAGCUAUUCUAUUAGACACCCCAGAGGUCAGAGAGACUUAACUAUGUAAGAAUUUUUAUAGGCUCUUGUCUUUGUUGAAUUUGAAAUAGUGUACUCUGCCCUUUCUCUUUAAGCAGGAAAUUAAUUUUUAGUUCCAUUUGUCAAUACAGAGACAGUUAAACUGCAUUACAAAAGUGGUAUCAUUUUUAUAACAAAAGUAAACAUUUCUAUAUAUGUUUAGCAUCUGUCUUUCUCUUUGUUGUGUAGAAUGCAUGCUUUGGAAAGUUACUUUUGUACAUAAGUUUUGUAGAUAAUCUGUAAAAUGCUUUUGAGGCACUACAGCAGACUUAUUACCAUUUAUAGAAACCUCUGGAUAAAAUUGUCUCUUGCUAUACAUCUCUUGUUUCUGUUAAUAUUGUGUCUCUCCUGUGUGUGCACGUGUGCACAACUGCUUGAUUAAUAACUGGUAGAAGGAUUUAAAUGGUACUCUUCAUAUGAAAGAAUAUUUCCAUGCUUAAGAUCUACCUGGUAUCUUAUUUCUAUUACACUUUUUAAAUGAUAUAAUAAUGGGUAUAAACUCUUUCUGAUUGUGGAAACUGGCCUGGAAUUUCUGAGUAUAUUAAAGCCUCUCUGCUAACUGUCUUUUGUAAUGCUUUCAUUUUAAAAAUGUAAACUUUUGACUGUACUGAAUUCUGUUAGCAUUUUUUUCCUCUUGAAAAAAAUAAAGUGUAUAUUCUGUUACAUUGA
Molecule: messenger RNA, 7737 nt
Organism: Pogona vitticeps (central bearded dragon)
Lineage: Eukaryota; Metazoa; Chordata; Lepidosauria; Squamata; Agamidae
Gene: TEF
Product: TEF transcription factor, PAR bZIP family member
Biological process (GO): regulation of transcription by RNA polymerase II
Cellular component (GO): nucleus
Molecular function (GO): RNA polymerase II cis-regulatory region sequence-specific DNA binding; DNA-binding transcription factor activity, RNA polymerase II-specific
Source: RefSeq, a predicted model, not a curated record